UAUUUACCUAGUAGUUGAUUUUUUUUUGUUUUUUUCGCUUUCCCAGUGGUGGGAAGAGGCUAAAUUUAUAGGUACUUCCUAUAAAUAUAUCCCCCGUCUUCCCUCCUCCCAGCAUCUAUACUUCGUUUUUCAAAAGGCUUGGGGUUGAUCCCUGAAUUACUGAAAGUUUGAGAUCAGGCAUCAUAUAUUUGGGUCUUCUUUUGAUACUACAAUUAUGACUAUGGGCAAUCAGACUGGAGCUGGCCAGACUGUGUGUGUUACAGGAGCGGGAGGAUUUAUUGCUUCAUGGCUUGUGAAGCUGUUAUUGGAAAGAGGCUAUACUGUGAGAGGAACAGUUCGCAAUCCAGAGGAUGAGAAGAAUGCACAUCUCAAACAGCUUGAGGGGGCAGAAGAAAGGCUAACUCUAGUAAAAGCAGAUCUUCUGGACUACAACAGCCUUGCAGAAGCGAUCAAUGGUUGCCAAGGAGUAUUUCAUGUUGCUUCUCCAGUCACAGAUGACCCAGUUCAAAUGGUGGAGCCUGCUGUAAAUGGUACAAAGAAUGUUCUAGAUGCAGCUGCAGAGGCCAGGGUACGCCGUGUGGUGUUCACAUCUUCUAUUGGGGCAGUAUACAUGGACCCAAAGAGGGAUUAUGAAUCAGUAGUUGAUGAGAGUUGCUGGAGCAACCUUGAUUUUUGUAAGGAUACUAAGAACUGGUAUUGCUAUGGAAAAACAGUUGCAGAGCAGGCAGCAUGGGAAAGAGCUAAGGAGAAGGGACUUGAUUUGGUAGUAGUAAACCCAUGUGUAGUAUUGGGUCCUCUUCUACAAUCUGCCAUCAAUGCCAGCACACUUCACAUUCUCAAAUAUUUAACUGGCUCUGCCAAAACUUAUGCCAACUCAGUUCAGGCCUAUGUCCACGUCAGAGAUGUUGCAGAGGCCCACAUUUUGGUUUUUGAGAACACGUCAGCCUCGGGAAGGUAUUUGUGCGCCGAGAGUGUCCUCCAUCGUGGUGACGUGGUUGAUCUGCUGGCAAAGAUGUUCCCCAAUUAUCCCAUACCUAACAGAUGUUCGGACGAAGUGAAGCCAAGGAUGAAGCCUUACAACUUCUCCAAUCAGAAGCUGAAGGACAUUGGGUUGGAAUUUACACCAGUAAAACAAUGCUUAUAUGAAACAGUCAUAAGUUUACAAGAGAAGGGUCAUAUUCCCAAGUGAUAACACUAGAAAUAUAUCCCACCUUAUAAUUGAAAAUAAUUGCAUGAAGUUAUUGGAAUUUGUAAUCCUUUGUUGUACUCUCUAUGUCAUUACUUGUAAAACAGAGGUGGUUGGCCAUAUUACUUGUCUAGCCAAAGCUACCUUAUCCAUUCAUAUAAAGUUGCUAGUCAACCACAAUGGUUCAAGAAAAUAUUUUUCUAUCUUGAUAUGGAAGAAAAAUGAUUCAAUAUUUGAGCAAGUUUUACUAGUCGUGAGAGUAUUUGUCUUA
Messenger RNA from Cryptomeria japonica (Japanese cedar), 1457 nucleotides. RefSeq names its product cinnamoyl-CoA reductase 1. Gene Ontology annotation, molecular function: oxidoreductase activity, acting on the CH-OH group of donors, NAD or NADP as acceptor. NCBI's taxonomy places the organism in Eukaryota, Viridiplantae, Streptophyta, Pinopsida, Cupressales, Cupressaceae. The transcript has 5 exons. The record is from RefSeq and is a predicted model, not a curated record. Bases 215 to 1189 code for a protein of 324 amino acids.